UGAUUCUUUUUCAAAAAAAGAAAGAGAUGAAGAUCCCUUCAGCAAAAUUAAACUCAACUCACAUAUAAAAGUAUUAUUAUCAACCUCUAACCGGCGACCGGAGACCGGAGACCGACCACCGGAGAUUAUCGUCUUUCUACUGUGCUGGCGGUGACAAUGGAUAUGAUUGCUGAAGGGGCUAUUUCAGAAUUGAAUAAGAAUUCAACUAAUUAUUCAAAAAUAUUGGAGGAAAUAGUUAGGAUUGAGAAAAAGAUAUUCCCAAAACAUGAGUCUUUAUCGAGGUCAUUCGAUCAAGAACUUAGUAAAAAGAAUGGUGGGUUAUUGUUUGCUUAUGUUAAUGGAGAAGUUGCUGGUUAUGUCAUGUACUCUUGGCCUUCUUCACUAUGUGGUGUCAUCACUAAACUUGCAGUGAAAGAGAAAUAUAGAAGACAAGGUUAUGGAGAAGCAAUGCUUAGAAAGGCAAUGCUGAAAUGUCAAAGUAGGAAUAUCCUACGGUUAUCACUCCAUGUCGACCCCUUGAGAACUCCUGCUGUAAAUCUGUACAAAAAGUUUGGUUUCAAGAUAGAUUCUUUGGUUGCAAAAUACUACUCAGCAGAUCGAGAUGCAUACAGAAUGUACUUGGAUUUCAGCACCAGCAACUAAUAGGGAGCUUCUAUCGUGUUAAUUAUGGUUAGUUGUUUCUACGUUCUUUUUAAGACUUUGCAUCUGGUAACUCCAUUCAGGAAUCGGGAGUGGAAAUAUACGUUUGCUAAAAUGACAGAGGUCUGCAUGUAUACUGUUGUGGUGGGUUUUGGUGAUGCUGAAAAUCGAACAAUUUUUGCCUGCUAUUUGAAGAAUUAUUCGUCUUUUGAUGACCUAUAGUUUCCUCUUGCUCAUUGUGGAGAAUAAAUAUAAUACCUAGAAACUUGCUAGAUAGCCAAACAUUAUCUCCUUUAGUUACGGAUAUUAUUGUAUGUAAAUACAUUUGGGAAGUCGAAACUGUAACGUUUUAGCCCAUUUAUAUUGAACAUUAAUCAAA
Amaranthus tricolor (Joseph's coat) is the source of this 1018-nucleotide messenger RNA. RefSeq lists its product as uncharacterized. Gene Ontology annotation, molecular function: acyltransferase activity, transferring groups other than amino-acyl groups. The transcript has 3 exons. Bases 157 to 642 code for a protein of 161 amino acids. The record is from RefSeq and is a predicted model, not a curated record. NCBI's taxonomy places the organism in Eukaryota, Viridiplantae, Streptophyta, Magnoliopsida, Caryophyllales, Amaranthaceae.